AUGGCUCUUGAUUCUAAUUCAGUUCUUGAAUCUAUUGAUAAUAGUAGAUCUCAUAUUCUGAAUUUAGAAUCACAGCCUGUAAUUUCUAAUGAUCCUAUUUCUGGAGUUCUUGAAAAUUUGAAUGCGGAUGUUAGUACUCCUAAACCUGUGGAUGCUAAGCCUGCAAACCAAGAACCUACCAAAAGUUGGGCAAGCCUCUUUACAGACAAUAGGAAAAUAGGUUCUGGUAUGAAUUUGAGUUUUGUGGCUCCUGAAUCAAAUGAUGUUGUGACCUUUGAUGAAGAUGAGUGGAAUGAAGGGAAUUCUUUAUGGAAAUUUUCCUUAAUUGGCCAAGUAUUAGGCUUAAAUGUCAAAUUUAAAGCCAUGGAAAAUUUUAUUCAUAAAGCAUGGGCUAAAUGGAAUGCUCCAGAUAUUUGUAUUCUCAAGUCAGGGAUUUUCCUGUUCAGUUUCAAGAAUGAGGUAGAUAUGAAUGAUAUUCUGGUUAAUGGACCAUGGUUCUUUGGUUCUAGGCCCCUCUUACUAAAAACAUGGACAAAUGAAGAAGAUAUUGAAAAAAUAAAUGACAGUGUCUACCCUAUCAAAAUAGCCAGUCUCAUUGGUAAGCCUAUAGCUACUGAUAUGCUCACGGCUCAAAGAAAGAGGCUGGCAUAUGCAAGAGUACUUGUUGAAGUCCACAUGCCGUCUCCAUUGCCAGACCAAAUUUCCAUUCAUGGGCUUAAUGGCAAGAUGAUUAAGCAAAAAGUGAUUUAUGAGUUGAAGCCAAAAUGGUGUAAUAGUUGUAGGCUAAUUGGACAUGAAACAAUGUUUUGUAGAAGAUUUCCUAUGACUCAAAGAUGGAUGCCAAAAAAAGACCUCACUGGAAACCAGUCUGGGCUGGAUGGUGUUUUAGGGAGCAAGAAUAUAAAUGGAGGAAAUACUGUUCAGAAUGAGGUUAAUGGACAGGAUAAUACACCACAGAGGAAUUCAGAAGAGCACAAGACUAUGCAAUCUGCUGCUGGGAAGGUGAAUGGCCUAUAUUCUGGAGCUGCUGGAAAUUCUAAGCCUGAACAAACUAAAAUAACUGGAACCUGGUCUUCUGGAAAUAGUGUGCAUGUUGUACAUGACCUGUAUUCUGGAGUUGCUGGGGUUUCCAGUCAAAAGGGCCUUUCACUAGCUGAUAUUUCCUGGCCACAAGUUCAGAAUUACAGCAAUAGAGAGUUAUUCCUUCAGGGAACUUAUUUUCUCAUCUUGCAAAUCUGGAUCCUGAUCCCUCUACUUCUGAAGGAGGGGGGAGAACUAAGCUAUGAAUUGGACCUUUUGGAAUCUCUCUUGGAAACAAAACUGGAAGCUGUCAAGAUUCCAGCUGCUGCUAGGAAGAUUGCUGGUACAUGGAAUUGGUUCUCUAAUGCAAACAGCUCUGCAAGAGCUAGGAUUCUGCUAUUAUGGGACUCAAAUAUUCUGGAUGUGCAAAUAGAAAAUUUUAUAGAUCAACAUAUUACAUGCAAGGUUAAGUCAAUUGAUGGAAGAGUUGACUGCAUGAUUUCAUCUGUCUAUGGGCAUAAUAACUUGAUGAAUAGAAAAGAUCUAUGGUCUAGCCUCAAUCAAAUCCAUCUGAAUAUUGGGAAUAAACCAUGGCUAUUGUGUGGGGACUUUAAUGCCAUCACAAGUGAUGAAGAAAAGCUUGGGGGAGCUGCUCUUGCUGAAACAGACACAAUGGACUUUAGGGAUUUCAUUGAAGAUUGUCAACUAACACAUCUUAAAACUGAAGGCUGUUAUUAUACAUGGAAUAACAAACAAGACUCUACCUCAAGAGUGUGGAGUAGGCUGGACAGAGCUUUAAUCAAUGACUGCUGGCUGAACAUGCACAAUUCAAGUCAUAUUGAAUACCUUCUACCUAGUUUCUCUGACCACUCCCCUGGUUUGGUAGCCAUAUAUGAUGAAUGUAUUCAGGGAAAGAAAUCUUUCAAAUUCUUCAAGAUGUGGACAAAGCAUGAAAAUUAUUUGCCUACUAUAACUUCAGUCUGGAACACUAAAGUGACAGGUUAUGCCAUGUUUUCAGUUUAUUCAAAGCUCAAGCUUCUUAAAAUUGCACUAAAGGAACUGAACAAAAGGCAUUUCAAAAACAUCAGUGAACAAGUGAUAAGAUCAAAACAAGCUCUUCAAGAUGCACAGAAAAACCUGCAAGUGGAUCCUCUUAAUCAGUCCUUCAUUGAUCAAGAAAGGAAAUGCACAGUCUCUUAUAAUAAAUUACUGGAUUGUGAGCUCUCUUUCUAUCAACAGAAAUCAAGAAUUUUAUGGAGCCUUCAAGUCAGUAGAGAGGAAAUUAGAGAUGCUGUUUUCUCUAUGUCAGAAAAUAAAGCCCCAGGUCCUGAUGGUUUCAGCAUGUCUUUUUUUAAAACUGCAUGGGGAAUUAUUGGGGAUGAAGUCUCUGUUGCCAUUGAGGAUUUUUUCAAGAAUGGUAAGUUGUUGGGUGAGAUUAACUCCACGUCCAUUAACCUAAUCCCUAAAGUUCAGUGUCCUAAGAUGCCAUCAGACUUUAGACCUAUAGCAUGUUGCAAUUGUCUAUACAAAUUCAUUUCAAAAAUCCUAACAAAUAGGAUUAAAUCAGUGAUGGGAUCACUAGUUAAUGAAGCACAAAGUGCUUUUGUUAAAGGGAGGCAAAUAACUAGUAAUGUUCUCCUUGCACAUGAGCUUGUCAAAAAUUACAGCAGGAAACACAUAUCUCCAAGAGUUAUGCUUAAUAUGGAUAUCAAGAAAGCUUUUGACACAAUCAACUGGGAUUUCCUCAAGGAGAUGUUAUGUGGAUUGGGGUUUCCUGAGACUAUGAUAGGCUGGAUUAUGGCCUGUAUCACCUCUCCCAAAUACUCUAUUGCAUUAAAUGGAUCUCUACAUGGCUACUUCAAAGGCAAAAGAGGACUGAGGCAGGGAGACCCCCUCUCACCUUAUCUCUUUAUCCUUGGUAUGGAAUACCUUUCAAGAAGCUUGAAUAUGCUAAAAGAUGACAAGAAAUUCAAAUUCCACCCAAGGUGUGGCAAAUUCAGUAUCACCCACUUAAUUUUUGCAGAUGACCUCCUCCUAUUUGCAAGAGGUGACAUGUACUCUGUAAAUAAACUGCAGCAAUGCUUCAGGGAGUUCAGUGCAGUGUCAGGUCUUGAAGCAAACUCAAAUAAAUGUUCAAUAUUUUUUGGAGGGGUUGAUGUCUCAACCAAGACAGCAAUUAUUAACAGUCUGGGAUAUCCAGAAGGAGCUAUGCCCAUUAGGUAUCUAGGUGUACCUCUCAUCUCCAAAAGAUUAUCAUGCUUGGAUUGUGCACCUUUGCUAAACAAAAUCAGAGAUCAGUUUCAGUCCUGUGCAAACUACAGACAUUUAUCAUAUGCUGGAAGACUUCAGCUAAUCAAAAGCACAAUUCUAGGAAUUCAAGUGUUUUGGACAUCCAACUACAUCUUACCUGCUGGAGUUCUUCAGAGAAUUGAUAUUCUUUGUAGGAACUUUCUGUGGGGGAAACAGGAUCACCAGGUCAAAGCUAAUUCCUUGGUUGCAUGGGACAAAGUGAGUUUGGGGAAAAAAUUUGGAGGCCUGGGAAUAUACUCUGCCUCCAUGUGGAAUUAUGUUUCAGGUCUGAAGAUUUUGUGGAAUAUACAUAUCAGGAAAGAAAGCCUCUAG
Asparagus officinalis (garden asparagus) is the source of this 3642-nucleotide messenger RNA. RefSeq lists its product as uncharacterized. The transcript is spliced from 5 exons. The record is from RefSeq and is a predicted model, not a curated record. NCBI's taxonomy places the organism in Eukaryota, Viridiplantae, Streptophyta, Magnoliopsida, Asparagales, Asparagaceae. Bases 1 to 3642 code for a protein of 1213 amino acids.